AUCAACUGGCACACCAUCUACUGGAGCUUCGAGAUGCAGUUUCUGGCGGCACUUUUCGUCCUGAAGUGGGAGUUUGGCAAGGACGCCAUCAUGUGGACUCAGGCAAGACUGGACGAGUUCUUCGCCAACUCUGCCGAAGGUUCAAAGCUGCUCUUUGGUGAAUCCUACAGGGAUCACUACAUGAUUUUUGGGGCCCUGCCAAUUGUAUUUCUGACCAACGCGACCUUGACCAUCCUGUACUAUCUGGGAGCCAUGCAGUUCCUCGUCAAGGUCAUCGGAACUUUCCUCAGCUUUGUCCUGGACACGUCACCCAUUGAGAGCAUGAGCGUGGCUGCCGGUAUCUUCUUGGAAGGGAUCACGGCGAUCCUGACGCUGAGGCCAUACUUGCCAUACGUAUCUAAGUCACAACUGUUCCUCAUUAUAACUUCAGUUUUCGCCUCACUGGGAGGAGCCUACCUGGCCAUUCUCUCCUCGCUCGGGGUUUCCCUGGAGUACCUUAUUCCCGCCAUGCUCGUUUCUGCUCCCGCCACAUUUGCCGUCUGCAAACUCAUGGUGCCAGAGACACAUUACAAGGCUGGACAUAAGAUCAUGGACAACUUAGACCUGGCAGAAGACGAAAAAAGCAAGUACGCCAACGUGCUGGACGCGGCCCAGACUGGCGCCACUUCGAUGUUGUCGCUGGUGGGCAAUGUGGCCACCGUGGCCUUCGCCUUCUUCUCCUACAUCGCCUGGAUCAACAAGACUUUGACUUGGUUCGGCGACAGAGUGGGCAUUGACCAUUUCAGCAUCGAGCUGAUCUCCUCCUACAUCCUCUACCCAGUGGCCUUGAUGAUGGGAAUCGAACCAGACGACUGCCGCAACGUGGCCAUGUUGCUUGGCUACAGAAUUGGUGUCAAUAACAUUAUCGCAUUCUUCAAGUUAACCGAUCUGAAAAUCAACAAAGCCAAGUACACACACUACAUGCUGGUGACCAACGGAACAGGACCCGUCUUUAACGACGGCGACGACAUUGUCUUGGGUCUGUGGAACGACACACUCAAAAGUGGAUUUAUUACAGAUCGAUCCGAAGCUAUCGUCACGUACUGUUUGUGUGGCUUCUCUAGCUUCCUGUCGGUGGCCAUCACGAUAGGCAUCAUGUUUACCCUGGUGCCCAAUAGGAAGGCAUGGAUCUCCAAGGUCUCUGUGGCCUGUCUCAUCGCUGGAAACAUCGCCAACUGCAUGACCGGCUGUUUCGCAAGCAUUUUCUACUGA
Candidula unifasciata is the source of this 1251-nucleotide messenger RNA. The record is from the annotation of a GenBank genome assembly. Lineage: Eukaryota; Metazoa; Mollusca; Gastropoda; Stylommatophora; Geomitridae.